UUUUCGGUUAAUUGUUGCAGCGUGAGGGAAACUCAAGCCGGGGGGGUGCCAAUCCAGAGAAUGACCGGCCUAAAACACCUGAUGCUAAGACACUAAGGAGACUUGCUCAGAAUCGAGAAGCAGCUAGGAAAAGCAGGCUUAGGAAAAAGGCUUAUAUUCAGCAGCUAGAGAACAGCAGGAUGAAGCUUACUCAAUUGGAGCAGCAGAUACAAAAAACAGCUAGAGCUCAAGGAUAUGCAACUGCUGGAAGUUCUCUUGCAGCAGAACAUGGACUUCCUGUUGGAAUGGGAAACCUCAAUUCAGAUGCAGUGAUAUUUGAUGUGGAGUACGCGAGAUGGCUUGAGGAACACCAGCGGAUGAUGUGCGAGUUGCGAGCAGCAGUGCAACAGCAUAUAGGAGAGGAUGAGCUGAGGCUUUUUGUUGAGAAUUGCUUGUCUCAUUUUAAUGAGGUCAUUAAUCUCAAAAGCAUGCUUGCAAAAACUGAUGUUUUUCAUCUUCUCUCUGGUACUUGGAAAACUCCUGCUGAGCGUUGCUUUAUGUGGAUUGGUGGCUUCCGCCCCUCUGAAAUCAUUAAGAUGAUUCCAAGCCAAAUUGAGCCCUUGUCGGAACAACAGCUGAUGGCUUUAUAUGGAUUACAGCAAUCCACACUGGAGGCUGAGGAAGCACUGUCACAAGGUCUUGAUUCUCUGAAUCAAUCCCUAUCGAAUGUGAUUGUUUCUGAUUCUCUCACUUCUCCUGCAAAUAUGGCAAACUACAUGGAACAGAUGAGUGUGGCCAUGGCAAAGCUCUCCACUCUUGAAGGUUUCGUGAGACAGGCGGAUAGUUUGAGGCACCAGACAUUUCAUCGCUUGCAUCAACUCCUGACGACUCGUCAAUCAGCAAAGAGUGUAUUGGCAAUUGCGGAAUAUUUCCAUCGUCUCCGCACCCUCAGUUCCCUUUGGGUGGCUCGCCCUCGUCAUGAUUAAUGAAGAAGAUAGUGCCAUCUCCUGCAUUAGCAGCUUGUUUAAUCAUCGUUGGCUGUAUGUUGUGUUGUUUUCUGUUGUGUUGUCUCUCCUAUGUUAGCAGCAGCUUGUUUAAUCAUCGUUGGCUACAUGUUGUGUUGUGAUGUAGUAGUAUAAGAUUUAUGGGUUAUGUACAUGAACCUACCUAGAUCGCAAGUGGUUAAGCAUGAAUUUCUAUGUAUGAACAAAGUCGCUAAGUUUGAGAGUGA
Molecule: messenger RNA, 1210 nt
Organism: Daucus carota subsp. sativus
Lineage: Eukaryota; Viridiplantae; Streptophyta; Magnoliopsida; Apiales; Apiaceae
Product: bZIP transcription factor TGA10
Exons: 7
Coding region: 180-965 (261 amino acids)
Biological process (GO): DNA-templated transcription
Molecular function (GO): sequence-specific DNA binding
Source: RefSeq, a predicted model, not a curated record